CCCUGUCCCUCAGCCCAGGAGGAAAUCACUUUGCAGCAUUUUAGAUUCUGAAAUGCCGCAGCUACAAGUAGUGUCCAGCAAUGAGGGAGGCAACUCCAAAUUCAGUUCUCCUGUAUCCGAGGAAAUUGAGCCCCAACCGAACACCGAUGAAUCCAACAAACCCGAACAGAAAACCAAUGUUCCCAAAACUCAUCAGAACCCUAGCACAGAUUAUUCUACAGAAUCUCAGGUCAAACCCAGUGCUGAUCUGUUCAGUGGUUCUGAUCAUAAACCCAGUGCUGAUCUAUCCAGUGGUUCUGAUCACAAACCCGGUGCUGAUCUGUCCAGUGGUUCUGAUCACAAACCCAGUACAGAUCUGUCCAGUGGUUCUGAUCACAAACCCGGUGCUGAUCUGUCUAGUGGUUCUGAUCAGAAACCCAGCAUUAUUCUGUCCAAUGCUUCUGAUCACAAAUCAAGCGCUGAUCUGUCAACUGAAGCUGAUGUCAAUGAAUGUGAUCACAAAACAAGCAAUGAGCUUUCUACAGACUGUCGAGUGAAACCCAGCGCUGAUCUUUCUAAUGCUUCUGACAAACCCAGCGCUGAUCUUUCUAAUGCUUCUGACAAACCCAGUAGUGAUCUUGCUGAUGAUUCUAAUGUCAGACCCAUUCGGGAUCUUGACACUGAAUCUGAUGACAAAUGCAGCUCCAAUUAACUCCAGAAUCUCCAGUGAAACCCAACGUUGAUCCUUCUCAUGGUUAUGUCAAACUUAGCGUUUCUCUUCCCAAUGAUUCUGAUGACAAACCCAGCUCUGGUGUUCACGACUCUAAACGCAACCCAACUGUAGAUCCUUCUACAGAAUCUCAGCCCAAAACCAGCAGUUAUUCUUCUCGUGAAUCAGAAACUCCCAGCGCUGACUUUGAAGCAUCUGAACAACAACCCAGCUCUGACUGUGAUGAAUCGCAACCCAGUCCCAGUGCUGAUCUUUCUAAUGCUUCUGAUCACAAACCCACUCCGGAUCUUUCUACAGAAUCUCCUCACAAACCCAGCUCGGAUUUGUCCCUGGAUAGUCAAAACAAAAUGAGUUGUGAUGGAAUCGCUAAGACUCAUGAAAACCCUUUGAUUUCUGAAACUGAUCUUCAAAGCAAUCACCGGGGGGACUGGCGGGGUGUGACAGAGGAGUCUGGAGAAGGUGGUGUGAGCUCCAUGUGUUCUGCUUCCCAGGAGGGGACAACAGAGUCGGGACAGCCCAAGACCCAAGACUCGCAACCCAGGUCAUACCCACAACACACCCCCAGCAUGCGCGUGAGACGUCGGAAGCACCGCUUUGCUGACUGCCAGGUGACUGUCGUCUACCAACCCAGGGAGCAGAAGCCACGAGGAGGCAGCGUGGUCUGUAGGUCUGGCUGGCUGGAGGUGUGGCAGGCAAGAAGGCACAAGAUGAUGUGGGUCGAGUUCAAUGGAAAGACGCUGUCCCUGUUCAAGAAACGCACUGACAAGUUUACAGAGACAGUCUUUCCUGUGUCCUGCAUUACUAAUGUCUGGGCAGGAGAGGGCGGCAAGUUCUUUGUGUCCACACUCAAGAAGCAUUAUGAGUUUUUGGCACCCAGAGGUCGUGACGGGUGGGUGAGUUCUCUGGGAACCCCUCAGAAGAAGGCGACCCCAGAGCAGAUAGAGCAGCAGGGCCCCCUGGGUCUGAGAGAGCUCAGAACCAAGGUGUACGCAGCGCUGAGGGGGCACAGGCUGUGGGUCUACCACAACAAGGAGGAUUUCAGAGAAGGCGUGGCAAUGACUGCUAUCAACAUGAACGUGGCCCAGGCGAAGCAGACAGGCAGACACAGCUUCGACCUCACCACCCCCUACAAGAUAUUCAGUUUCACAGCAGAUUCUUCUCGGGAGCUGGUUGCCUGGCUGGGCUCGCUGUCCCGGGCUGUCAAGAGCGCCCUGUCCUGCAGUGAGGUGGCGGAGCGUGUUUGGGGGAGCACGUGGAAUCGAAACUGCGCCGACUGUUGGAGUCCUGACCCAGAGUGGGCAUCUGUGAACUUGCUCGUCGUCAUCUGUGACAACUGUGCAGGUCAGCACCGUGCCAUGGGGACCGCUGUCUCCAAGGUACGCAGUCUGAAGAUGGACAAGAGCGUGUGGACAGAGCCACUCAUACAGCUGUUCAUUCUGUACGGAAACAAGUCAGCCAAUGAGCUUUGGGCGGAUCAGGUGCCGCCCGCUGAACAGAUCUGCCCAGAAUCCUCUGCGGAGCAGCGGCGGGCGUUCAUCUGGGCCAAAUACAAGCAGGGCCGCUACCGCCACCUGCACCCACUGUACAGGAGCCAGGAGCAGAUGCACCAGCGUCUGUGUGAGGUGGGGAUGACUGCCGAUGUGUCGGAGACACUGGCCCUGCUGUGUUCCGGGGCACGGGUGAGCAUUCACCAGGGGGAGCCCUACCAGCCGUCCCCCAUCUCCCUGGCAGAGCAGGCAGGGCAGGCCAUGCAGGCCGAGCUGCUGCGCCAGAACCAGUUCGCAGAGGCCCCUUUCCAAGACAUUGGGGUUGAACCUUCCCCAGCAGAGACCCAUUCUUUACAAGACACUGAGGAGUUCCAUUGCAAACUGGACAAAGACAAGCUUGUGUUCUCGGAGGAGGUCGACUCUGCCCCCUGCGAGGUUCUCAAUCUGAAGGACGUCACCUCGCUCUUUGACUGCUCCACAGGGCAAAGCCAUGAGUUUGAGAUGCAGAUUCUGAAAGAGAGGCUGCAGUGCACAGCAGACAACCAGGAGACCCUGAGAACUCACCUGCAGCACAUCGCCAAGGUGUUGCUGCCAUGGCCAGUGCCGGACUCGGAGCUGGCGGGGGUGCGCUGUCUCUCCCGGGUGACCGCGAGGGAGGGGAAGUGGCCGGAGCACAGAGACGCCUGGGUGGCACUGAGCGGGACUCAGCUGCUGCUUUACCUCACAGGAGGGUGCCAGAGAGACAGGCUGAGGCUGACUCUCUCACAGAACUACACCUUUAUAGCGACGGAGAAGAUGUUUGAAAUCAUCUCACCAGAGAGGACACUGUCACUGCAGUUUGAGCACAGCCAGCCCUGUGAGAAGUGGGGUGUCCUGCUGAAGGAUGCGCUUCAACCUCCCCAGUCCAGCUCCUCCCUUGGGGGGGGCUCCCUGUACCCCAGCCUGUGCCGCGGCUCCACAAGAGUGCCAGACCCCAUCGAGAGGUGCAUCAGCUACAUCACGCAGCACGGUCUAACAGUGGAGGGUAUUUACCGGCGCUGCGGUCAAGUGGGGAAGAUCUCUCGGCUGGUGGAGGGGCUCUGCAGCACCCCCUGCAGGGCGCAGUUUGAGAAGGGGGAGCUGGGGGUAGUGGAUGUGUCAGGAGCCCUGAAACAGUGUCUCAAGCUACACACUGCACUCUUUCCAGAGCCACACCUCAGCCACUGGCUCCAGUCUGCAGGUAUCCCUGGGCAGGCAGAGAGGCUGCUCGGGUAUCGUGAGGUACUGGAGCAGCUGUCUGACGAGCAGAGAGGCAUUCUGAGCAGGCUGUUUGGACACCUCUACCAGGUGCAGGCGUACAGCCAGGUGAACCGCAUGACCCCUGAGAACCUGGCCCUAGUGUUCGUGCCCACGCUGUUCCCAGACCAUGCUCUGAGUACCGACGCUGUGAAGCUGACCAGAGAGCUCAUCACACACUACACAGCGCUCUUCCACGGAGGUGAGGAGGAGGGUUCUGCGGAGGACUUGUUCACGAUUCUCUGAUGAAGGAUCUCCGCUCACUUUCGGGGUCUUCUCAUUCCGACCAGCAAUGUCUGUGACUCUGACUGCCUUUCGGAAUUCUGUUCAAAGUUCAAGUGUGCACUCUCAUACAGGGGCUUGGGGGCAGUGUGCGGUGGCUUCAGUUGCUAUAUAUUCUGCAGAAGAUCUGAAUAUUAAUCAUAAAUAAGGCGUGUGUUUAUACAUUGUUUGUGUUGUUUUGAAUGCAUUAUCACCUUGGUGUAAACAGUUGCGUUGUUUGCAUGUAUUUGGUGAACCGCUUAUCCUAUUGCCAAGAAACUCUGUGUUAACUGCAUUUAGCAGAUGUUAUCGAGUGUCAGAGUCUCUGUCUGCCCGUUUAUCAUUUGCAUUUAUCAUGACAAUCAUUUCGGAAAAUUGUGAUUAAACAUUCCGUUACUGAUUCUCAUUCUAUAUUGUUGUGAAAAAGUUUGCCCGAGCUAAGCCGUCGUACUGAAACGCUCUGAAAAACUACCUUGGGAGUUGGAAAAGUCGGUGAAUUUUAAAUGCGAUGUGGCAGUGUUCGGGAAAGUUUACAAACGCACCAUCAAUAAUGCAGUGUGCCGUGUCGAUCUCUCCAGCAGCAGUGCGUGGAUUCGGCCUGACUAAAGCAAGCUAGUUAUAAACAUUUGUCGGAAAAAAGUAGUCAAACUACUACAUAGGACAUGAGUAGGGUAAGAAGCGUCCAUUUAUUGCCCUUAGAAGCACAUAGAUACAAUAUAAAAACAUAAACACCCACACCCUCAAUUCCUGUGAACAAACGCGUCCCAAUAAAUGACAAAUAAUGCAUUAAUUCGAUAGAACACGUGAGUUAACCCCAUGUACGUCAAGACGUGAAUUCCGGUGCUAGUGUGCAAACACAUUCAGGUGGAACGAGGUUCCCAGUGUUGCUUUAGUACCACACCUGAGCCGAUAGCUGUUGUAAAAGGAAAUGUAGCAACUUGCUAUUCAUUUUCUAGAAUUGACUGCUACAUAGUAACGUUUAAACUCCUUCACUAGUGAUGGCAGUGAGAUUGCAUAGCAGUUUCACCCAUUCCAGGUUUUAUUACGAGCUUGAUUAACCACAGUGUACAGGUAAACUCAGGUGUCUCUUAUUAAUCUCUGUAAAACCAGGAGUGCAUCAAACUGCUACUCAAUGGGAUUUCCAUGGCUGUUCACACACACGCUUUUUGUACAGCUAUUUAUAAAAAGCCAUACUAGUUUCUGAUUCCCUGUUAAGUAUCAUUGAUUUCAAGAUUUUACUGCUAAUUUUCAAAACUUGUCCCGAGUGCUUCAAUGACCUGCUCACAUUGUAUGCAUCCCUAUCAAUCAAUCAAUCAAUCUGUAUUUUACAUAGCGCAUUUCAGUGGACCACCAUCACAAAGUGCUUUACAAGAUGCAGUAACAACAAGAAAAUCCAUAAUACUUUAAUUACAGAGAAACGCACAACACAUGAUAUACAGAAGAAGACGAAAAACGUACCU
Molecule: messenger RNA, 5192 nt
Organism: Polyodon spathula (Mississippi paddlefish)
Lineage: Eukaryota; Metazoa; Chordata; Actinopteri; Acipenseriformes; Polyodontidae
Product: arf-GAP with Rho-GAP domain, ANK repeat and PH domain-containing protein 1-like
Exons: 23
Coding region: 676-3717 (1013 amino acids)
Biological process (GO): signal transduction
Molecular function (GO): GTPase activator activity
Source: RefSeq, a predicted model, not a curated record